AUGAGAAACUUACGUGGACAAUGUCCGCAAUCUCCCUUCUCUCCGUUGUCUCCUGCUGGUCCAGCUGGUCCAUUUGGUCCUGGACGACCCUCGUGUCCUGGAGUUCCUGAAUCUCCUGGUGGUCCUGGUGGUCCUUGGUAUGAUUGUCCGUCUGGUCCUGGAUUUCCUUUCGGUCCUGGUGGUCCGAUUGGUCCGGCCUUUCCUGGUGGUCCUUGUGGUCCUGGCACCGGAAUGAGGCGUCCAGCGGCUCCUGGCGCUCCCUUCAUUCCGUCGCGUCCUGGUCUUCCAAUUGGUCCUGGUUGUCCAGCCAUUCCGUCGUCUCCAGACUUUCCGUCUUGUGGUGGCUCUCCUGGAGAUCCCUUUGGUCCUGGUGGUCCCUUUGGUCCCAUGGCUCCCAUUGGUCCUGGUGCUCCAACUGGGCAAAUGAUGCAUGGCUCGGAGGCUGGUGCAGGAAGAACCUCGGCGUCUCUUCCGUUCUUUCCAUCAUUUCCGUUUCUUCCGUCCUUUCCGUCAUUUCCUGGUGGUCCUUCUGGUCCUGGUGGUCCAGCGGCUCCCUGGUUGCAAGUACAGCAAACAGCAGCUGGUUCAGCGUUCACAGCGGCUCCGUAA
This is a messenger RNA of Caenorhabditis remanei, 609 nucleotides long. RefSeq lists its product as uncharacterized. The transcript has a single exon. Lineage: Eukaryota; Metazoa; Nematoda; Chromadorea; Rhabditida; Rhabditidae. Bases 1 to 609 code for a protein of 202 amino acids. The record is from RefSeq and is a predicted model, not a curated record.